Danio rerio (zebrafish) is the source of this 2510-nucleotide messenger RNA. The record is from RefSeq and is a predicted model, not a curated record. NCBI's taxonomy places the organism in Eukaryota, Metazoa, Chordata, Actinopteri, Cypriniformes, Danionidae.
CUCAGCAGCAGUGGUAGUCGAGAAAGACAGGCUAGCGGUAUCCUCUCUCUCUCUCUCCCUCUCUUUCUCUCCCUCCCCCUCUUUUUCAUCUUUCCUUUCCCUUCACGCACAGGCACGCACGCAUACACACACGCGCACUCCGUCACACUGCAGCAGAAGGGAGAGGACGCACCGUGAAGCUGUGAGGCAGUGUUGGCUGAGCGUCAGGACGUGAGCAUGUGUGCAUGUGACGGGCUGCGUUUCUCCAGCUGACUGAACGUGGGUUUUUUAAUCGCAUCCAUACUCUUCGCAUCACUUGCCGCUUCAUUCUGACAAAGGCGGACUGUAUCCCAGGAUGCCGUGCGGCAGGCCACUCUGCUAGGCCGCAGAAGCAUGGGCAAAGCACCGGGGGGGUGGGACAGCACGGAUUGGACGGCUCAGCUCCGGACGGGCGCGCUUACGCACUCCGCCGCUUCCGAUGGGUGAGGACGGCGAGAGCACCAAAAUCAAUCACAGCUUCCUCCGAGACUAUGUCACUGAAGCUGAUGUCAUUUCUACAGUGGAGUUUAACCAGACGGGGGAUCUGCUGGCCACUGGGGAUAAGGGGGGGAGAGUGGUCAUCUUCCAGAGAGAGACAGAGUCUAAAGGUGAAUCUGAAGAGCUGGGAGAAUCGGGUGAGUAUAAUGUCUACAGCACGUUCCAGAGUCAUGAACCGGACUUUGACUAUCUGAAGAGUUUGGAAAUCGAGGAGAAGAUCAAUAAGAUCCGCUGGCUGCCACAGCAAAACGCUGCUCACUUUCUCCUCUCCACUAACGAUAAAACGAUAAAGCUAUGGAAGGUGAGCGAGAGAGACAAGCGGCCAGAGGGCUACAAUCUGAAGGAUGAAGAAGGGCGAAUAAAGGACAUCUCCACCGUGACCUCAUUACGGGUGCCAGUCCUAAAGCCCACUGACCUGAUGGUUGAAGUGCGACCGAGGAGAGUCUUUGCUAAUGGCCACACUUACCACGUCAACUCCAUCUCCGUCAACAGCGAUGGAGAGACGUAUCUGUCAGCCGAUGAUCUCCGGAUCAACAUGUGGCACCUGGACAUCACAGACCGAAGCUUCAACAUUGUGGACAUUAAGCCAGCCAAUAUGGAGGACCUGACGGAGGUGAUAACAGCUGCAGAGUUCCACCCACAGCACUGCCAUCUGUUUGUGUACAGCAGCAGUAAAGGAACACUACGCCUCUGUGACAUGAGAGAGUCGGCACUCUGCGACAGACACUCCAAAAUCUUUGAGGAGCCAGAGGACCCAGGCAAUCGUUCCUUUUUCUCUGAGAUCAUAUCAUCAGUUUCUGAUGUUAAGUUCAGCCAUAGUGGACGAUAUUUGCUCACCAGAGACUAUCUGACUGUCAAAGUCUGGGACCUCCACAUGGAAAAGGGCCCAGUGGAGACAUACCAGGUUCAUGAAUAUCUAAGAAGCAGACUUUGCUCUUUGUAUGAAAACGACUGCAUCUUCGACAAGUUUGAGUGUGUCUGGAACAGCACUGACAGUGUGAUCAUGACAGGAGCGUAUAACAGCUUUUUUCGGAUGUUUGACCGCGAGACGGGUCGUGGUGUGACCCUGGAGGCCUGGCGUGAGAGCAGUAAACCGCGUGCAGUGCUGCGAACUCGCCGCGUUUACACCGGGGGUCGGCGGCGACGAGGGGACGUGGGCGUAGACAGUCUGGACUUCACCAAAAAGAUUCUGCACAUGGCUUGGCACCCGGCUGAAAACAUCAUCGCCAUCGCCGCCACCAACAACCUCUAUAUCUUUCAGGACAGGGUCAAACCAGAAAACCAGUGUGAAGAGACAUAAAAGGGGCCGCAGUUAUGCUCUUCACAGGGCCACACAUGCAUUCAAAUCAUAUCAGAUUUAUCCUUUAAAACACAUACAUUUUUGGUCCUGCGGAAGCACGGCUUACUCAAAAGUAGACUGAUGGAGUUUGCCGAUCCAGAAGAGCAGUUAUGUAUAGCUAAUGACUUGAUCUGAUAACACUUUGGUUAAUCACACCGCCAAGAAUGUUGCCAAUGAGCUGUGGUACGUGGAAUUUAUGACUGACAUCAUGAUCAGCCAAUCCUGGACUCCUUUGAUGUGUGGAUGGAUGUCGAUGACCAUUUCCUGAUUGGCUGCACCAAUCUGUGAUUGGUGUUCGAUUUGGGCUUUUGGUCUAGGAAUGAGACUCCUCUGCGUCAUGAUAACAAGAGUGCUCUGAGCAGUCUUCCUAUCACGUGCUUCCCGAAAAAUCCAAUCCCACAAUGCAUCUGCUUUACGAGCACUCAUUUUGCUUCACAUCGACCAUUUGUGAAUGCCUAUACGACCGAAUCACUAUAUCUCGCACUUGGAGGAGGAAUAAAUUCCAGUACUUGUCUCAAAUGUAUGCGAAAAAACCUGAAGGAUUGAUCCACUUCUUCAUCUGAACACUGUCUUAACCAGGUUACACCUCACGAUGGGUUACAUUCACACCUGUAUGGUAGGAAAGGUAUUGGUCAGUCUCAAAAAAAAAAAAAAA